Messenger RNA from Pieris napi, 1220 nucleotides. RefSeq names its product allatostatin (gene AST-C). The transcript has 4 exons. The coding region runs from base 157 to 543 and encodes 128 amino acids. The record is from RefSeq and is a predicted model, not a curated record. NCBI's taxonomy places the organism in Eukaryota, Metazoa, Arthropoda, Insecta, Lepidoptera, Pieridae.
GCUUCUACAGGCUCACCUACGCGAGGACACUAUCCCCUAUAAAACCGCUCCGUACUGAGUUCACCUCUCAUUUGCGUUCAUAAACCAUCUACGACACAAGCCUACGAGACUCGCAACAUUGUUACUACGCUUUGCUGCUACGAAAGAAACAUCAAAAUGAAUGGUUUCUCGAUCCACAACAACAGCAUAGCCUUGUUGUUGGCAAUUCUCACAUUUUUCCUAAUGACAUCGCUUGUGCUUACUGCGCCAUUGGAUUCGGAAGAUGAACCAGGAGAAAACACGUUGAUUGGCAGACCCAUUAUGGGGGAUGCAGACAUGAAUUGGGAUGCAAUUAACACGGCUGCACUGCGCAAGAUGUUGUUGCAAAUGGAGGCCGAGGAAAGACUGGGAUUGAAUCGUGAGAGCCGAUCCUGGCCAAGACAGAGCCGUGGUUGGGGAGCAAGGAGCCUGGAUGGUCAAAUUAAUCGACCCUGGCGCGCUGACAAACGACAGGCGCGCUUCCGGCAAUGCUACUUCAAUCCUAUCUCCUGUUUCCGGAAAUAAACAACGUACGAUACAAAACGACGAUUGCCAACAAAAUAUUCACUAGUUUAUGACCGUUACUAAAUAAUGUAAAUAAAUGGAAUUAUAUUUAUAUUUUAAUUAGUAUGUUAAAUCUAUUUUCCACUGUUUCGUGACGUUCACUUGAGAAAAUUCUGUUUUUUUUUUAAAUGUAACAAAAUCUUUAGCGGCAAUUUAGCGGUUCAUCAGAAAUUUGGGUUUAAAGACAUUCGUAUUGUAAUUAAAUAUACAAUUCAUGUUCUUACUAGUUACCUAUUUAAAUAUAAAUUUUUAACGUAUAAUCGUAAAUGUAUUUCAAUGUAGAAACCAUCAGAAUGUGCUCAUGUUUCACAGAGCACAAUAAAAGUAAGUCACGUACGUGGAAGCAUCCCUUUUUGUGACACCUUUGAUACGACUUACAUCGUAAUUCGAAAAAGCCUUUAAAUGUACCACAUAACAUAAAAAGCUCUAUUUCGUUUCCAUUGUCACAAUUGAACUCGAGUUUAUAAAAUACGUUGAGAAUAAUAAAACUUUUCUAUCAGAAUAUUUUCUGUCUAUGUUUUGAAAUCUAUUAGGUACAUUACAUUAUACUAUGUAUUACAAUUUAGACACAAUUAUAUUUACAUAAAAAUUAAGUAGGAUAAAAUGUUUUAAUUCCUAUAAUAAAGUUGUUGUACUGA